AUGUCGACAAUAGCGCAAUCAGUUCAAGUACACAUUGAUCCAACAGAAGAUGAAGAUACUGAUGGAGUUGACAUUGGUAAAAAACACAAGCUUGGACAUUUACGUGUUGACAUGCAAGGAAAUGUUACAUUUAAACGGCUACCUAUAACACAACUUGUUGAAGCAUUACAAUUAGGCAUACAAUAUACGGUUGGUGGCCUUCAAGCAAAAGCUGCACAUGAUGUACUUUAUCAGGAUUUUCUUACUGUUGAAAUAAUACAUUUUCCGAAAGAGGGAACUAAAACAACACCUGCACAUCAUUUCAAUGAUUUUACCAUACGUUCGUAUGCUCCUGUCGCAUUUCGACAUUUUAGAGAAUUAUUUAAUAUAAAGCCAGAUGAAUUUUUAUAUUCUAUAUGCAAGCCUUUAAGGGAAUUAAAAAAUCCAGGUGCAAGUGGAAGUUUAUUUUAUUUAACAUCAGAUGAUGAAUUUAUUUUAAAAACAGUACAGAAGAAGGAGGCCGAAUUUUUGAAAUGUCUCCUUCCCGGUUAUUAUAUGAAUGUUACACAAAAUCCGCGUACUUUACUGCCGAAAUUUUUUGGCCUUUAUUGCUAUCAGGGUGAUAAUAAAAAUAUUCGCAUAACUGUAAUGAACAAUUUAAUUCCGUCUUAUCUACAAAUGCACGAAACCUAUGACCUCAAGGGUUCAACAUAUAAACGUCGAGCUAAUAGUGCAGAACGUCGUAAAGAUUCUCCAACAUGGAAAGAUUUAGAUUUUAUGGAACGACAUCCCGACGGUUUAUUACUUGACGUUGAAACCUAUAAUGCUCUUGCCAAAACUGUUCAACGAGAUUGUCGAGUACUCGAAAGCUUUCGUAUCAUGGACUAUUCAUUUUUAAUUGGCGUUCAUCAUGUUGAUGCGUCGGCAGAAUCUGGAGGAGAUCGUGCAGCUGCAAAUUUAUUGCUUACACCUAGCGAACAAACAUCUGUACAACCAAAACGAAUGAUGUAUUCAACUCCAAUGGAUACUAUUCAAGUUGAAUUUGAUGAACAUAACAAACCUGAUGAUCAUCUAGUCAAGAGUGGUGGUAUUCCAGCUCGAACUGCUCAAGGUCAACGACUAUUACUUUAUGUUGGUAUAAUUGAUAUCUUACAAUCUUAUCAUAUACGUAAAAAAUUAGAACAUACAUUUAAAUCCGUUCUUACUGAUGGGAAUCAAAUAUCAGUAACAAAUCCAAGUUUUUAUUCAGAAAGAUUUCAAAAAUUUCUCUUUUCAACUGUGUUUAAAAAAGCACCACCUCUACGAGAAUCACCCGUUAAACGCCGAUCAAGAUUAUCAAAAAUGCUUCAAACACCCGAACCAGACAAAGAAAUAAUACACACGCCAACCAUCAUGAAAAAUACUCGAGAUGGUGCAAAUACAUCACCUAUUGCAAGACGCUCAUUUGAGAUAACUCCAUUUCAUUUACAUCAAUCAGCUGCUAGUUCACCAAAGCCAACAGCAAAUGCAAAAGCUUAUCGUAAUAAUAUGCCUCUCUAUGCAAGUCCAACUUCCAGCACAGGAACUCGAGUAGCAAAUAGUUAUAUAACGUCCUAUUGCUCCUCGUCGCCAUCGGCACGCACGAAUACAUUUAUGCGUAGACCAGAUAGUGAGAAUAAUAAACAUGAUAGUUCAACAACAAUUUAUUCAAGUUCACAUCAAUCAGAUUCUUUAUAUAAUGAACCAACAAAACGACAUGCAGCUAAAAUUGUAACAACAUCAUUUAAUCAUCGAAUGAAAACAAUGCAUAGUCCAUCGUACAAUCGAAAGGCUACGCGAACAUCAUCGGUUCAUCAAGACAAUGAUGGUCAAGUACCGCGUCAGAUUUUAUUACCUAUCGGUGGCGGUAUUGUAGGAAAAUUAGCUUCAUCAGCGACGAAUUUAUCUUACCAUGACAGUUGCCUGCACCCUUCACCAAAACAGCGUCGUAAUCCAUCAGGAAGUGUCAUUAAUGAUGAAAUGACUGACCCCUAUAUUAUUCGGACUCGACUUUGA
This is a messenger RNA of Rotaria socialis, 2013 nucleotides long. NCBI's taxonomy places the organism in Eukaryota, Metazoa, Rotifera, Eurotatoria, Philodinida, Philodinidae. The record is from the annotation of a GenBank genome assembly.